Drosophila hydei is the source of this 1769-nucleotide messenger RNA. RefSeq names its product neuropeptide-like 1 (gene Nplp1). The record is from RefSeq and is a predicted model, not a curated record. The transcript is spliced from 5 exons. NCBI's taxonomy places the organism in Eukaryota, Metazoa, Arthropoda, Insecta, Diptera, Drosophilidae. The coding region runs from base 237 to 1694 and encodes 485 amino acids.
AGACUUGCCUGCGAACGUGUCUGGAAAAGAUUUGAGGCAGAGACCAAAAAGCGGGCACAGCAGAGACUAACUUGGCCGUUAGAUUUUGAAACAGUUUGAGAGUGACUGCGCACAGUGGUGCAAAGUGCUAAUCCAGUUCGAUUUGUGACCACGUAAAGUUCGCGUUGUGUGUGAAAGUCCAAAAUCCAAUUAAAAAGUUUCGAUCUCAGACACAAGCUACCUUUCCAUCGAGCACAAUGCAGGCCGUGCACACAAAUGCACAGAGGAGCAAAUGGCUACUGCUGCUCUUCGCCAUGAUGCUGAAUGCGGCCGUUCAGCCGCGUGCUUUUCCUGUGAAUGCUACCGAGGAUAUUGGCAACGUGUCACCCUGUGAAAUGGAGACCAUAAUAAAUCAACUCAUGAAUCCCAGUCCGGAGUAUCAGCUACACGCUUCCGCCUUGCGCAAUCAGCUUAAGAAUCUGUUGCGCGAACGCGAGGAGCAGCAGCAGCAGGGCGACUAUGCUGACUACUUGGACGAGGACAAGCGUUCCGUAGCUGCUCUGGCAGCACAGGGACUGCUGAAUGCACCCAAGCGCAGUCUGGCCACAUUGGCCAAGAACGGACAACUGCCCACGGCCGAGCCCGGCGACGAUUAUGCUGAUGCUGAGUCUGGGGAGCCCAGCGAGCAGAAGCGUUACAUUGGCUCCCUUGCUCGUGCUGGUGGACUUAUGAGCUUUGGCAAGCGAAAUGUGGGCACCCUGGCGCGUGAUUUCCAGUUGCCCAAUGGCAAGCGCAACAUCGCCACCAUGGCCCGGCUACAGAGCGCGCCCAGCACCCAUCGGGAGCAGCCUAAGCGGAAUGUUGCCGCCGUGGCGCGCUACAACUCGCAGCAGCAUCAGAAUCAGCGCAACAGCGGCGAGAAGCGUAAUCUGGGCGCUUUGAAGUCGUCUCCAGUUCAUGGCGUGCAGCAGAAGCGUGAGGACGAGGAGAUGCUUCUGCCCGCCGUCGCUGCUCCGGACUAUGCCGACUCCAUGCAAAACUAUUGGUGGUAUCCCAGCUAUGCUGGCUAUGCCGAUCUCGAUUGGAAUGACUAUCGACGUGCCGAGAAGCGUUUCCUUGACACUUCCAAGGAUCCCGAAUUGUUUGGCAUUGAGCAUGGCAAUGAGGCAACUGAUGGCGAUGCCGCUGUCUUUGCUGAGGAGCUGGAGGAGGAUCAACAGCAGCAACUGCAGGCAAUGCCGCAGAAGCGUCACAUUGGCGCCGUCUAUCGUUCCGGCUUUCUGCCCAGUUACCGUUAUUUGCGCAGCCCCACCGGCAGCACCGCCAGCGGCUUUGGCGGUGCGGGCGGUCGCUUUAGUCGCUCGGGACGUGCCAGGCAACUUGUCGAGUACUACCCCCAACACGAGCGACUGCGUCAACCAAUCGCAGCCGUUUGUAAACGUUGUUUCCUACCCAAUCGACCGAUGAUGAACUGGAGUGGUGCUGGCAUACGCGGUAGUCUGUCCAAAUUCUAUGUGGAUCCCAUCGAAACAGCCAGAUCUUCGGCAGCAAACGCUGCACGCAUACGCAGCAUUUCCACCAACUCGCUGCCGAGUGGUCCUAUCAAAAGCCGGGUCUAUCCCUUCCAUUCGUGGGGCACACCUCCGCGUAUUACAGCAUUGCAACGGGGCGUCUAUCGACGCAACGGUGAGUCCAUGGACAAUUACGAAUACUAAACUCUAUAUAGAUAUCGCGACAAUAUAAUCCUAAAAAUAACAAUAACAAUAACAAUAACAAUAUCGUAUACAUAC